Rodentolepis nana is the source of this 255-nucleotide messenger RNA. Lineage: Eukaryota; Metazoa; Platyhelminthes; Cestoda; Cyclophyllidea; Hymenolepididae. The record is from the annotation of a GenBank genome assembly.
AUGAAGAAUACGCCGAGUGUCUUCUUCACAUUUCUUCGGGAAAGCAAUCUUAAGGUCACCAUUCGUGCAGCAUUCAGGAGACCUGUGAGCCUGAAGGUGUCAGAUACUCCUGGUGGCAGAGGAUUGUUCAUGAAAGACAAGCCCUGCUUUCACCUCCACUGGUCAACUUUUUGCGCCGAUAAGACCUUAACACGUUACUCUUUCACUCUAGAGGAGCUGCCAUUGCUUCCCGUAAAAAGUAGUUGCGCACCCUAA